Molecule: messenger RNA, 1197 nt
Organism: Leishmania braziliensis MHOM/BR/75/M2904
Lineage: Eukaryota; Euglenozoa; Kinetoplastea; Trypanosomatida; Trypanosomatidae
Source: the annotation of a RefSeq genome assembly
AGCAACGGCAUCGCUGCAGCCUCAGAGGCGGAGGGAAACGCGCUUCGAUCCUCUGGACCUGGGCUUGUGCAAGGCUUCCUGGACGACAGCCAUCGUCAUCUGCGCAAGAUGUCCCCAAGGGUGCCAGCGGUGGCGGUGCCAGGCGGACAGUGCGACUAUACGCGGUGCAGCAAGGCAGACUUGGUGGUGUGUGUAUGUGUCUGCGGAACUCACUCCUCCAUUGACUGGGAGGUUGUUGCGAAGGCAUCUGUGGCACGUGCGGCGACCCCCGGCCUCGACGUGCACCCGUGGAUUGUGUGGAAUGCAGCCUUAUUGCCAUUAGGGUGGAGUCCAAUAGAGUUACUGAAGAGAACCCAAGCCCAUCACCUUGUCUGGGACGCUUGCCAAGUGAGACGGACUGCAGCAGCAGCAAGCAGUACUGAGGCGAACGCGGAUCCUGCCACGCCCGGGGUAGUAACCCGAUUGCUCUCCGACGUUCUUUGUUUCCUGGGGGAACGCCUGCAGCGGCGCCUUUUAGCGAUUGUUUCGGAGAUCAGCCUCAACAAGCUGCGUGGGCCACCCGAGUCUGUGCAAGCGGAAACCUUUGCAGCUCAGCUUCUGCUGGUGGUUGUGCGCUACUUGCCGGGAGAGCACACCCUACCUCCUGCCGUCAUUAUUUCUCACGCCUUCACCGGGUCGUGGGAGGUGGCAAAGUCAGUACUCUCGCCUAACCAACGAGUAAGUGGCAGUGGCAGACGUGGCUCAGCCACGACCGCACAAUGUAAGGCAGCGCCACCGGCCCACUCCGUGCGAAUCAACAACCUUAUUUACUUCGAGGUCGGCGUGUCAAGGAGCUUCACUGCGAGAAAUCAUUCGACGCAGACGCUGCCGCUUCUGCUUUAUGCGCAACGUGUGCUGUCCGAGGUGGAGGAACACUACCGCGGCAUUGAGGUAGCGGCAACCGCUUCUGUAGGUGAAUUCGCUGUCGAGUCAGAGACACAAUCGAGUGUUUGCGGUGGGUUUCGCGCUUUCGUGUGUCGACCCUCAGGAGCACAGCACGAAGUUGGUGGGCGUGAUGGAGCGUAUUCAUGCAACUAUGUUGCACAGCCACGAGAAAAUCAAGAGGCCGGCAACCUCGAGCGUGUCGACAGAGGUGGUUCAAGGCACGUCUACUCGGCAGCGUUCUGCUUGGUCUCUAUGGGGGCGGGCACGUGGUGA